ACCAGCACAUCCGCAUGUAUGACUUGAACUCCAAUAACCCCAACCCGGUGAUCAACUACGAUGGGGUGAGCAAGAACAUUACCUCGGUUGGCUUCCACGAAGACGGACGGUGGAUGUACACCGGGGGCGAGGACUGCAUGGCUCGCAUCUGGGACCUCCGGUCACGCAAUCUUCAGUGUCAGCGCAUUUUCCAGGUGAACGCGCCCAUCAACUGUGUCUGCUUGCAUCCCAAUCAGGCCGAGCUCAUUGUCGGAGACCAGAGCGGUGCCAUCCACAUCUGGGACUUGAAAACGGACCACAACGAGCAGCUGAUCCCAGAGCCGGAAGUCUCGGUCAACGCAGUACAUAUUGAUCCGGAUGCCAGCUACAUGGCUGCGGUCAACAGUUCGGGCAACUGUUACGUGUGGAAUCUCACGGGGGGCAUUGGAGACGAGGUCACCCAGCUCAUCCCCAAGACCAAGAUCCCUGCACACAACCGCUAUGCGCUCCAGUGCAAAUUCAGCCCAGACUCCACGCUUUUGGCCACUUGCUCUGCUGACCAGACGUGCAAAAUAUGGAGGACCUCCAACUUCUCGCUGAUGACGGAGCUGAGCAUCAAGAGCAACAACCCCGGAGAGACCUCCCGUGGCUGGAUGUGGGACUGUGCCUUUUCGGGGGAUUCCCAGUACAUUGUCACAGCCUCGUCAGACAACUUGGCCAGGCUCUGGUGUGUGGAGACGGGGGAGAUCAAGAGAGAAUACAGCGGGCAUCAGAAGGCGGUCGUCUGCCUGGCUUUCAACGACAGCGUCUUGGGCUGAGGAGCGAGCUGGGAUGGCACCUCUUCGCCAGCCGGUCUUUCUCCUGUUAGGCCCCAUCGGCCACUGCUUCUUUCUGCCGAGGGAGCGGAGUCCAGACUAACUCGACCGAGGCUGACCUCUCUGCCCUUUGGCUUCAUUGGCAGGUGUGGCCGGCUUCCCUGGUGCUCCUCGUUUGUAGCACCCCCUUAAAGCUAGCAUGGAGCUGGCAGAGAAGCAGGGAGGCUGCCCUUUCCCGGGGCAAUGACGGGGAUCCUUGUCUUGGCUGCCUGUAGGAAGAGCCUCCUGGGUCUGGGGUGAGCUGGGUCUCCUUCCUGAGGCCCCCUUUUCUGCCCCUCUCCUCCCACCCGGCCCCAGGCUUCCUUUGGGAGCUGGCACUGGCGCCAGAAUAAUGAUGGGCUCUGCAGGCUGGCAAAGGGAGAAAGGUUGCCACUGAACCCCUUUGCAGGAGGGGUUCAGGUUUCACUCCGUCCCUCCCUUCUGCAGGCCACCCUGCUGGGUCAUCUGGCUUAAAAAAAGAAGAGGUUGAACC
This is a messenger RNA of Notechis scutatus (mainland tiger snake), 1326 nucleotides long. The record is from RefSeq and is a predicted model, not a curated record. NCBI's taxonomy places the organism in Eukaryota, Metazoa, Chordata, Lepidosauria, Squamata, Elapidae.